Molecule: messenger RNA, 891 nt
Organism: Cyclopterus lumpus (lumpfish)
Lineage: Eukaryota; Metazoa; Chordata; Actinopteri; Perciformes; Cyclopteridae
Gene: ngfa
Product: nerve growth factor a (beta polypeptide)
Exons: 1
Coding region: 1-891 (296 amino acids)
Biological process (GO): cell surface receptor protein tyrosine kinase signaling pathway; nerve growth factor signaling pathway; memory
Molecular function (GO): growth factor activity; nerve growth factor receptor binding
Source: RefSeq, a predicted model, not a curated record
AUGAGGUCGUCACCACUGGUCCUGCUCCUCCUGAUCGGCGUCCAGGCUGUACAGAACAUGGGAGGUGGAUUGGCCCGGUGUGCCGGGGCAGCCAACCACAAAGUCGGACAGCAGACGUCAGCCAAUCACAGAGCAGGACAGCAGCAGACAGCAGCGGGGGACCACCUCUCUGAACACCAUUCUUCACAAGAGCAUCAUAGGACCAGCCACCACAGGACCAAGAGGCCCCAUCGGGCUGCUUCAUACACCCAGGAUAGGAGUCCUGUCGUCAAGCAAUCUACGUCGGACUCCCCCCCAGACCCCUUCAACCCAGUAGUAGACCCCAAGCUAUUCUCCAAGAGACGUUACCGCUCCUCGCCCCGUGUUGUCUUCAGCGAGGUGGCCCCAUCACACGAUGCCCUGGAAGGUGAGGGCUAUGACAUUGAAGGGGUGAGGGGGGUGAGGGUAAGACGCAGAGCAGGAUCGCAUACCAUGCACCGAGGAGAGUACUCAGUGUGUGACAGCAUAAAUACCUGGGUGGGCAACCUGACACGAGCCACAGACAUAGCUGGGAAUGAGGUGAAAGUGCUGCCCAAUGUUACAAUCAACAACGUGGUGAAGAAACAGUUCUUCUAUGAGACUACCUGCCGGUCCCCAACGCACAGAGGCUCCGGGACUGCAAACGGGGGAAGGCCAGGGGGGCGAGGUGGCAAACAGGGCUCCAGAUCAGGCACCUCGGGCUGUCUCGGCAUCGACAGUCGCCACUGGAACUCCUACUGCACCAACACACACAUAUUCGUGAGCGCCCUGACCCUCUUCAAGGAACGGACAGCCUGGCGUUUCAUCCGCAUCAACGCUGCAUGUGUGUGUGUUCUCAGCAGGAAGUCUUGGGCGGGACGACUCGGGCACUGA